Messenger RNA from Spinacia oleracea (spinach), 1778 nucleotides. RefSeq lists its product as uncharacterized. The transcript is spliced from 11 exons. Lineage: Eukaryota; Viridiplantae; Streptophyta; Magnoliopsida; Caryophyllales; Amaranthaceae. The coding region runs from base 142 to 1539 and encodes 465 amino acids. The record is from RefSeq and is a predicted model, not a curated record.
AGAAGAUGGGCAAAACUAAUCGAAAAAAAAGGAAAGGGGCAAUGUUGGAAUCAUGAAAAUGGAAUGAGGAAGUGCAAACUGCCCCUCAAUAGCACAAAGCAAAUAUAUAGUGUAGGUUGAAACACUUGGUAAUGAACUUCCAUGGAUGUAAUGGGAUUCACGGCGAAGAUGUGCAUAAAAUUAGUUGUAGCAACAACCUUAAUAUUGUGUGUUUACCCUGAUAGGAUAGUAUCUCAGGACCUGGGUUGCUCAUUUGAGAGCCUACAUCUUGAUAAGUGUUUGAACCAACAAGGAGAAUAUGUGUUCUUGGAGCCUUGCUGCAGAGCCCUUAACCAAGCUCUUCGAGUUGGGUUCCACUGUUUAUGCUCCGUAUUCAUGACUGAUGCUCCUCAAUUAACCACCAUUUUCUCUUUGUCCUUGUCUGCAGGCUGCUACAUUAUGGUCCCUCCAUUGACAAUGUGCCGAGAUUUAGGUACAACGCCGAUAUCUCUUCCAAUUCCACCAAACAGUCCACCCAAGGAAAUAAGUACAGCUCAACAAACGCCCCUAGUGCCUCUACCUCCUCCUCCUCCUCCUCAAGAAAUUGGCGGUUCAUUGGACCCCAAUACACCAAAUGCCAAUUCUACUGUGGUGGAGCAACAGCAACAGCCACAUCCGAGCAAAAACGCUACUUCAACGCUACAUGUAGUGGAGAAUCAGAACAAUGUGUCUUCAUCUGGUGUCUACCCUUUACGCGGGUGUACAAUUAUCCCGAAAACAACCCAAGGGGAGGAUGAUGGCUGGAGAGUGGUCUCUAGAAGGAAAAGGGAUCCUAGAACACCUAUUUCUAUGAAUCUGGGGUUUGCUCAGGUCACUGAUGAUCAGACUCGCUUUUCCUUUGAUGGAGGUGGGGGUAAGGAAGAUUUAGAGGCAUCACCCCCUUUCCAAAGCGCAGGUCCAGAAUCUGGAGUUGAUCCUAGUUCUACUGAGCAAUUCUCCGGUUCUCCAACUCCUCUGUCUCCAUCUGCAGAAAUGGACUUGACACCAAUAGCAGCUGAUAUUUUACAUCCACCGCUACCAGGAUUGCUUUUGGACUCUUAUCAAGCUUCAUCAGCAACACGGAUCAGCUUCAGUACUCCUCUUUCUUUGAUUCUCUCCAGUUUACAUAAAACGCUCAUCAGGUGGAGGCAGUGGAGCUCGUGUUUUUUAGAAUUCUUCUCUCUCUCCUCCGUUUGUCCUCCUCGCCAGAGUAACUUCGAUUCCUUGAUCAAUUUCUCUCUCGAAUUAUUCUGCUCAGAUUCAGAGGCAUCACCCCCUCUCCAAAGCGCAGGUCCAGAAUCUGGAAUUGAUGCUAGUUGUACUGAGCAAUUCUCCGGUUCUCCAACUCCUCUGCUUCCAUCUGCAGAAAUGGACUUGACACCAAUAGCAGCUGAUAUUUUACAUCCAGCACCACCAGGAUUGCUUUUGGACUCUUCUCAAGCUUCAUCAGCAACAAGGAUCAGCUUGAGUACUCCUCUUUCUUUGAUUCUCUCCAGAUUAGGAGCUGAUGGAGCUUGUUAACCCUGUUCCCAACUACUCCGGAUAUGUUCUUCUUAGAUGUACAGGUUCAGCAGUUCAGCAUAAGCUCCUUGUUGGUAACCAAAAAUAGUGAAAGAAAGGAAUUAUUUGUUUAGAUGUUAAGCAUGUCAAGUCAAUCUUUGAGAUAGCUUCUCUACUGACCUUUUAGAACAAUUUACACUGCAUCCGCAAUUUACAUUACACACUAUUACAGCAAUAACACAAAUGUAAUUAGUUGUCUA